This is a messenger RNA of Physcomitrium patens, 1662 nucleotides long. RefSeq lists its product as uncharacterized. NCBI's taxonomy places the organism in Eukaryota, Viridiplantae, Streptophyta, Bryopsida, Funariales, Funariaceae. The record is from RefSeq and is a predicted model, not a curated record.
UAGCACACCUAAUGGAGUACUUAAGAACAAGAGCCAUACCUAGUACCCUCAACCCCAAGUUCUGCGGCACAGCUCCAAUUUCGCCUAAUUCCCGUGACGUUCCAGACUGCUGAAUCUGCGCUGAGUCUGCUUUUCGAUUCUGUCGAGUCUGUCAUCUGCUUCGUCAUCUGUACUGUGAAACACUGGCCGUAAGUUACUCCAGAUUCCGUUGUGUUCUUAGUCACAUAUUUCGAGCUCUGCAUUUAAUUCUCCAUCCCAGGGUCAUACAAGGAGACACGACAGUCGUGAGAUAAGUUGAAGAACUGCUUACAGGAUACUGUACGUUUUAGAUUGGUGAGAUUUCGAGAAACAUCAUAAGAACAAGACAUCUAUCAUCCUAAGAUGGCGGAGACAGUUGGCAAUGGCGCUGCAACAGCCACAAGCACCACCACAUUUGAAGUAUCCGUGCUUCGGUGUAGGAAGACGGGUCGAGUACUGCUUCUGGAGGCAGGGAAGGACUUCGUUGAUACGCUUUUCAGCUUCCUCCUUCUGCCAAUCGGCAUCAUUAUUCACAUGCUGAAAAAUGCAGCAGGUGGUCGAGUGAAGGCUUUGGACCUCGGAAUCUCAAGUUUACAUAAAAGCGUGGAAAAACUAGACCGCUCUUUCCUUCAUGUGGACAAGGCAAGUCUUACGCAAAUCAGGCCUGCUGUGGUCGACACAUGCGUGUCGACAGGUCUGCUCCAAUGCCUGGAAGCAGGAGAGACAAAGCCGCGUCCCGCCACAUUUGAAUUGCCUGGAGUUUAUUAUCGGACCAACUGCGUUUGCUAUGGCAGCCAGAACAAACUUUCAAGCACUCGCGGUACUCGCUGCACACAUGGUUGUGGUACUUACAAUCAGGAAAUGAGACUUCUCUCCGGAGAUCGUGAAAGUCUGGAAAAGGGUAUACUUGACAAAUUAGUCCACGACCUAGACCUUGAGAAAGCCACUUGUUCUAGCGACCGAGGAUUUGUGAGGGAGAACGUGACUUACAUGGUAACCGACAAUCUGGAGGUCAUGCCCUCCACAACCGUUAGAUGUAUCCAAGUGCUUAAUAAACUCAAGGUCGCCACUCUUGCUGAUCUGGAGAGCACUGACGUCAGUAUCGGCAUCAUCGAGAUCCUCCAGUUGCUGCAAGCGGCACUUUCCUCAAGUACUUGCCUCGAUGAUAUUUUUACCAAGAAAUGAUGUUACAAACGUUCCAGUACCAUCAAGGUUCCGAAGAUGGCAAAUCACUCUUUUGGCAAGAGGUAAUAGUUCGUGUUUAGGGGUCAAUUCCAGUUUCCGAAUAUGCGAAGUAGAACGAAGCAACAUAUUCCCCCAAGAACGGUACUUGUAUCCCUUUAUACUUGUGCGGACAAAUAGCUAUUAUUCCUUGAAGACUGAUUUCUAUUAUGGUAUUAAAUUUUCGAACCAGUUUAUACAUCCUUGUAUUGAGUGCAACUUUUUCCAGUUCAACAUGCAUAACGUGAUUCAGUACAGUAAUCAUUUGUAGGUUGUAACACUCGUAAUCACUAGAACUAAUUCGUUUGUUAGAAAUUCCACUAUGUUACGAUAUGUUGUAUUUCCAAGACUGCGAAAUAUUUAAGUUACGACUAGACAUUAUUCUUCUUUCUCUGGAAAAGAGGAUGUAUCACAUUGAACUUU